AUGUCGUCAACGGCCGAAGUAGCAACGUCGGAUCUGCCGUCCGGCGAUCCCAUCCCCUCGUCGGCCGCGCCGCCAACAUCCUCACCGAAACCCAUGCCCAUCAAGGCGCUCGUCGCCGCCGCGCCAUCCAACAUCGACGCCUUCCUGGCGCAACUACAACGGUGCCUCAGCACGCCCACAGGCAUCGACACGACGCUGCUCUUCCUCUGCUACACGUCGCGGCUCUCGUCCGCAUUGCUGGAGCACCUUACUGGCCCCACCAUUCGGCGCAGCGCCGAGAAGCUGCUCGCCCUCGCUGCCACCCUACCUCCAUCCACCACCAUUCUCUUCAGCUCCAAGGUGUUGCCCUCGCCCUCGGCUGCCGUGCUCCUUCUCGUCUCCAAGCGCCUCAAGGCCUUCAGCGUUUUGCUGAGUGAUGUUCGCACCUUCUUCCGCCUCUGGGGUCUGCUGGGCUUGUACUUCUGGGCGCGCAGUCUGAUCUUGCGCCUGCGCACUGCCAGACAGAAUAAUGAGCUGGCCAAGGUCGACAGGGUCGAAACGGCCAUUGCUGUGACGCAGCUCGUGGCUUGCGUGCUGUUUCAGACCCUCGAGAACGGCGCGUUUCUGGCUCAGAAGGGCGUUCUGGGCUGGAAACCGGCGACUAUUGGCAAGGCGGCCAUGUGGAGCGCCAGGUUUUGGGGUUGCCACGUGGGUAUUGACCUGUUCCGACUGUUGUACGAGAACUACAAGCGCGGGCAGCGCAGCGUGAAGGAGAAGAUGGGGGACAAGUCCGUGUCGGUCUAUGAGCGCGAGGAGGCGGAGUGGUCUACCGAAUGGAGGAAGUCGCUCAUUCGGAACAUGUCUUGGUUCCCGCUGACGAUCCACUGGAGUCUCGAGCAGGGGUUGGUCAGUGAGACGACUAUUGGGGCGCUGGCUACCAUUCCUGGAAUCAUCCAAAUGAGGGAUCUGUGGAGGAAGACUGCUGAAUAG
Pseudomassariella vexata is the source of this 969-nucleotide messenger RNA. RefSeq lists its product as uncharacterized. The coding region runs from base 1 to 969 and encodes 322 amino acids. The record is from RefSeq and is a predicted model, not a curated record. NCBI's taxonomy places the organism in Eukaryota, Fungi, Ascomycota, Sordariomycetes, Amphisphaeriales, Pseudomassariaceae. Gene Ontology annotation, cellular component: peroxisomal membrane. Gene Ontology annotation, biological process: peroxisome fission. The transcript has a single exon.